AUUUUGAAGGAGGGUAGUUAAACGGAUCUCUAAUCAGCUGGUUUAUGUUGCUUAAGUCUACUGAAGUUCCGUAGUCUUCAAAAUGGGGGAUGAAUCUAUUGAAUGCCUGUCUAACGACUCGGGAGAUUCAUGGGAUAUCCUGAGUAAUUCUGAAUCUGAAAUGGAGCACGAUCCUUCAAGUCAACCACAAUCAAACCGUCUCAUCGUCUGUGCUAGUUGUGGCGAUUUAUUGUCUGAUGAGUUCCUUCAAUGCUUGUUAUGCAAGAGUUGCUACGUUUGUAUCAAGUGUAAAUCGAAAUCUCCUUUGGCUACAAAGUGCACAGAAGUUGGGGAACAUUCGUUUAUACCAACACUCAGGUUGUUAUCAUCUAAAGAUGUGUCUAAUUUAGAAAACUGUGAAUCAGAUAUUCUUAGUUUACCGGAAACUGAUAGCACUCCAUCAGUUCAUGAAGAUUACACUGAUAUAGACAACUGGAUGAAAAGCAGUUCAAAUACACAUUCGCUUACAUUAUCAGAUUUCAGUUCCAAUAAAGAAUAUGUCGAAGUUGAGGCUAUUCCAUCUAAUCCUACUACUGAUGAACAUCAAGAUAAGAAAUGUACAAAUCAAUUAUCACAAGGUGACAGCUCAGUUCUACAUGUUUUAUUACAAUUUUUACGAAAUAACAAUCAAUCGACAAUAGAACCAAGUUUAUACGACUCAAAAUUGUUGCUGCCAUCAACUUUAGAGUCACCUUUUCCAAAAACAUUUCAUCCGCACCAUACAACUGUUCAGAAUGUUUUACUAAAUAUGGAUGAUAGUUCAGCUUUUCAAUCAUGGUUCAAUUUGGGUAGUUCUUUGGGGAAUACACGUCGUAAACAAGAAAGUUUAUCUUCUAAUUCUUCAUCAUCGUCAUUAUCGUCGGAAUCUAGUCCUGAAAAUGUAUCACAACAUUAUGAUUCCUUUCCGUUAAUAACAACAUCACUUGCUGGUAUAACAAGUGGUCGCUUCACAAUUUCAUCAUCAUCACCACCAUUAACAGCAACAACAACACCAACGGCGUUGAAAAGAGAAUCACUCGUUGGAUCAUCUGGUGGUAAUAGCCCAAAUCGAUCAAGUUCCACUUCAGAUUUCUCACCUCAAUCGUCAGUCUGUUCCCUUUCAUCUUCACCAUUAGGAGCUGCUACUCAAUUCUUGAAAUCGGUUGUUAAAUAUUCUGCUGCAGCGUUGAAUAAUUUCGAUUUAUUGUCAUUAGAUCAAACAGAUGAUGUACCUACGGAUAAUUGGUCUAAACCUUUUGCUUCUAUUACUACUUCUAAUAAUAAUAAUGAUAAACAAAAUAUCCAAUAUAAUAAUUCAUCAAGUAAACAAACUUCCUCAUUAUCACCAUCAUUGUCAGUAUCAUCAACAUUUGGAUCACUAACACCAAGCUAUUUUCCAAAAUCUGUUAAUACCAAUAAUAAUAAUUGUAAUAUUAAUCAUACUAUUGGUAUUAAUACUGUUGUCAACUGCACAGAUAAUCAUAAUAAUAAACAAACUAUUUGGGAUAAUGAACGUUUACGUGAAGUCAUUAAUCUUAAACCAUUACCACCUACUAUAACUGAAACAUUUGCAUAUAAUUUACGUUAAAUUAAAUUAGUUCUUAUGAAGGAAGAAAAAAAAUACAACAACAACAACAACAACAACGGAAUGAUCAUUUGUUUAUUUCCUCUUUUCUGUUUAUUAUAAUAAACACAAAUACACAUUUACAUAUAUCUAUGCCUAUUUAUAAUUAAUUCAAUGAACAUUAAUUACCCCCUACUUACUUAUACCUGUUUCCUGCUUUUGUGAAGGAGCAUAGGCCACCACCUACCAGCAUUCUUCAUUCAACUGGUGAACAUUGAUAGGCUUGUUUUUUUUGUGUGUGUUUUGUUCUUUGCAUCAAAUAUACUAUACAAUUUAAACUUUAAUACACAUUUAAACAAUCAUAGAUACAUGUGUAUUUAGGGUGUUACAUGUGAUCUAUAUGGGUUAGGUUUAUUUUUUGUAAUAUUCAACUAAUCAUUAUAUUGAUUUAUAAGUAAUAUCUAUACAUAUAUCCAUUUGUGAAAUUCAACUGUUUGUUACGUCAUAUUCAUGAUGAUGAUGAUGAUGAUGAUGGUGAGGAGGAGGAGGAGGAUAUGUUUAUGGAACAUUCAUAAAUGUUAUUCCUUUGUAUAUUGUUUCCGUUUAUUGAUCCAUAUAACAACAUUUCUUUUGGUGGUUAUCAUAAAAAGAGAUUGUUGUCAAUAUUAAUGUUGAAAUUUUGAUGGGAGUGGGGAGUUAUUAUUUUAUCCAUCAAUAUCUUUCUUAUCCAUUGAUUUUUGUAUUAUAAAACUAACCAUUGACAUGAUGGAGAUGUUUGUUAUUUACUCUUUAUAAUAUUUUAUGUAAUCAUAUUCAUGAUUAUUGUCCAAGAUUUUUUUUUGUUUUUGUUUUUUUCUCUUUGUUUUUCAAAAAAACAAGAAAAUUUUUCAUUUGUACAUUAUUAUUCUUUCAUGUUGACUUGGUUGAGUCUGGAAUUGUUGUUUCCCUUUUUUUUGUGAUAAAUUAUAAUUAAUUAAUU
This is a messenger RNA of Schistosoma rodhaini, 2561 nucleotides long. The record is from the annotation of a GenBank genome assembly. Lineage: Eukaryota; Metazoa; Platyhelminthes; Trematoda; Strigeidida; Schistosomatidae.